AUGGGAUUCUUCAAGGACACUGGGUCCAGAUUUGCACACAGCGAGAAGAAAGACUCACAGGCCAAGUCUGGCUCUCUUGCGAACUCCGACCGCAAGAUGAGUAGCCCAGUCAACAACUUGAACAAGGGAGUCGCCGGAUUGAGUGUGGUUGAUGAGAAUCCUACCUCCCCUACAACGACCAACACAAGGCUCAAUAGUUUGAGCUCCAAGAACAGCAACCCAACCUUGUCGAACAGCACAAGCCCCACCAACACGAACCGCAACCACUCCCGCCGAGGCACUGGAGAGAACGGGCUGAACUCCAAUGGCGUGAGCUCUGUACAGGGAAAGACCCAAGAGAGGUCGAAGUCGAAGUCUCGCACCGUUUCCUUCGCCAGUACUCCUCGCAUGUCAGCUUCUGACGACGAUGGUGGUUACAGCUCGGACGAACUGUCCAACGGUUCCUCCAACUACAGCGGGUCCUCCACGAACACUGCUCAGAGUACUCAYAACAACGCAAGCAACGACUACAGCUCUGCGAAGAAGAACGACAACAACGGUCGCUCCGCGAGCGGCAACAACAACAACAGCAACAACAACAGCAAAUCCAACUCGAACAACAGUCACCAGAGAACAGAUUCCAAGUAUGUGACGCGUGGAACCUCACCCACGAACAACAACUCGUCCUCGAACAGCAACAGCAAGCGUGAAACAACCAUUCCUACCGCGGGCGGUGAGAAGAUUGGUGGUGGACGCAACAAUGAUCAAGAAAGUUCAUCGGGAUAUUUCAACAAGUCGCACAACAACUCUAGCAACUACACUCAGUCUGCUGGCAACAACUCCUCAUCCAAUCAGGGCUCUUCCACCUCCGGCGGCAACACAUCGUCAUCAGGCACUCAGGGUUCGUCUUACGGUGGUGGAAACCAGUCUGGAUCUUCAGGCAGCGGUAACAAUUCCUCAUCCAAUACUGGUUCAUCAGGAUACGGUGGCAACAACCAGUCCUCAGGAUACGGUUCCGGCUCUGGCUCGGGGUCGACUGGAAACAACAACAACAACUCCUCAUCGAACACAGGCUCAUCUGGCUACGGUGGUAACAACCAGUCGUCAGGAUAUGGUGGUAACCAGGGCGGAUCCCAGUAUGGCGGCUCACAACAAGGCGGAUCCCAGUACGGUGGCAGCCAAGCUUCCAACAGCGGUUCUGGAUACGGUGGUGGCAACUCGUCUUCCAACACUGGAUCAUCGGGAUAUGGCGGCAACAACCAAUCCUCUGGCUACGGCAGUGGUGGCAACAACUCUGGCGGCGGCGGUGGCUACGGUGGAAACAACAGCAGCUCAGGAGGCUACGGCAAUGACCGAUCAUCUACUGGCAUCGAGCAGUACAGCAGACCUGAGGAAAGAUCAGCCUACGGAGAUGGCCAGCGCGCCGCGCGGGAACACGACCACAGCAGCGGCAACCCUCRCCCACAUUACAACUCUGCCAACAGCGGAUAUGGCUCGUCAUACGGCGGUAGUCAGUAUGGCGGAAGCCAGGCCGGAGGAUACGGUGGAUAUGGCAACAACAACAACAACAACAACAGCAACAACAACCGCACUCCAGGUUUCUCAACAGAACGCAAGCUUGAUGUUGCGUAUGAGGCCGGUUACAAGGACGCCAUGGAGAAGAUCAAGGCCGACAUGAUGAGGUAUUAG
Messenger RNA from Ramularia collo-cygni, 1668 nucleotides. RefSeq lists its product as uncharacterized. The record is from RefSeq and is a predicted model, not a curated record. The transcript has a single exon. Bases 1 to 1668 code for a protein of 555 amino acids. Lineage: Eukaryota; Fungi; Ascomycota; Dothideomycetes; Mycosphaerellales; Mycosphaerellaceae.